This is a messenger RNA of Nerophis lumbriciformis (worm pipefish), 1200 nucleotides long. RefSeq names its product steroid 5 alpha-reductase 3 (gene srd5a3). NCBI's taxonomy places the organism in Eukaryota, Metazoa, Chordata, Actinopteri, Syngnathiformes, Syngnathidae. Gene Ontology annotation, cellular component: endoplasmic reticulum. Gene Ontology annotation, biological process: dolichol-linked oligosaccharide biosynthetic process; polyprenol catabolic process. Gene Ontology annotation, molecular function: 3-oxo-5-alpha-steroid 4-dehydrogenase activity. The record is from RefSeq and is a predicted model, not a curated record.
CAGCUCGGUUACACUGCUGCCCCGUGUGAUUUACAUUUGUAAACCCUAAUACAACAAAACAUUACCUUAUUGAUGUUUUAUCACCGUUGAAUUAAAUAAAAAUGAGUCGCAAGAUCUUGCUCAAUUACUUCCACCUGCAACAUGUGUGCCCCAUUUCUACGCCGGAAACAAUGACUACGCCGGUUCUCCAACGGACCGUUUCCGGUGUUGCACACAACACUACCAUUGAAAACAUGACUUGGAGCCGUGUCGGCUUACGCCUCGUAGAUUUUGUCUGGUUAGUUUUAUCUUUUUCUUUCUUUGUGGCUCUCGGAGCUCACGUAAUCUUAAAACGGUUCCCCUCCAAAUACGAAACAUGUCGUCUUUACGUGUUGUUCCAGGAUCUGAUCAGAUAUGGAAAGACUAAACAGAAUUUGAAACGCGACGACUGGUUGUGUGUGUUUGACGUGCCAAAGAGGUGGUUCUGGCAUUUUUACGCAACUUCCCUUGUUUGGAAUGGUCUUCUGUUGUCUUUCAGCCUGAACAUCACUUUACGGCAACAGUUAUGUCCACAGUGGCUCACAAGCUUAAUAAAUAUUCUGUCUGGGUCUACAGACACAGAAAAUGAAGCUCUUCAACCUGGCACAGUCCUGGUGCAGCUGCUGCUGUGGUUCCAUUCACUCAGGAGGCUUCUGGAGUGUCUCUACGUCAGCGUCUUCUCUGAUGGCGUCAUCCAUGUGGCGCAGUACGUCUUCGGACUGGGCUACUACGUCCUGCUGGGGCUGACUGUGCUCUGCUCGGACCGCCUAACGAACGGGAACAAAACUCUCGUAUUCCAGUUGGAGUGGUUUCACGUUGCAGGAAUUGUGCUCUUUAUUCUGGCUUCUGUGCUGCAGCAUCAGACCAUGGUCCUUCUGGCUAGACUUCGCACUGGGAAGUCAGGAAAGGUGGAGACGCUGGGUCACAGAGUCCCAAAGGGAGGCUGCUUUGAACUGGUGUCAUGCCCUCAUUACUUAGCAGAGUUGCUCAUCUACGUUUCCCUGGGUUUAGUUUUGGGAGGCCGGUCUCUCACCUGGUGGCUGGUGGUCCUGUAUGUGCUCUUCAACCAGGCGCUGGCAGCACUGCUUUGUCACGAUCUCUACGUCAGCAAGUACGAGUCCUACCCAAAGCAAAGAAAAGCUUUUAUACCCUUUUUGAUGUGAAGUAAAAUGAUGUGUCCUA